AUGUACGAGUUGAUACAUAACAACAAAAGUGAUAACAUAUCAUGCCAUUAUAUUGAUGGUGACGAUUAUCUCCCCACGGUCGAUGGCACGUUUUCUCCUGCCCAAUAUCCGAUUUUUUUCCACGACACUAGCUGUAAAGGAUAUUUAAAUUCCCGCCAGAUGUGUGCAAUAGAAUCGGCGGCAAUAAGUCACCCAGAAAGAAACGUCUACGUCUUCUUUAGCGGUCCUGUUUCAAAGUCAGCAUUGCUAGGAAAAAUGUCUAUAAUGUAUAGUUUCAGUAACGUGAUGCUAGCUAGAGUACACAUAGACGAAUACUCUGCAAACACACCCAUACAAUUUUUUAUAGAAAAUGGCACAUUGAAAAACACUAGCUGGGGAAUUGAAAAUACAUCAAAUGUUCUAAGAUUUCUCUCACUUUAUAAGUGGGGUGGGGUGUACCUAGACACAGAUGUAGUUGUGGUAAAACCAUUUGAUCUUUUAGGAGAAAACUGGAUUGCAAAAGAAGACAUGUUCACAAUAAACUCGGCAGCAAUUUCUUUGGAUAAUUAUACAUUAGGUCGAAAAGUUGCAAAUGAUUUUCUUGAUGAAAUAGUGAAACAUUAUAAAAGCGAUAAUUGGGCACAUAAUGGUCCUGGUGCUGUCACAAGAGUCUUAACAAGGUUCUGUGGAACUGAUGACUUAUCAAAAAUGACUAAAUCAAAAUGCCAAGGAUUUACUGUUUUAGAGCCAAAAUACUUGUAUCCAAUUCAUUAUAAUGAUAGAAUGCGGUACUUUCAGCAUGGUAAUCCUGAGAACUAUCCCGAUGCUUAUUUGCACCAUAUUUGGAACAGACUUACUCAUCACUUAAAAGUUCCAAAACAUUCCUUGUAUUUUAAAUUAGCACAGAAAUAUUGCCCCUCAGUAUAUAAAUUGUAUAAUGAAGAAUUCGGUUUAUAG
Molecule: messenger RNA, 936 nt
Organism: Pieris macdunnoughi
Lineage: Eukaryota; Metazoa; Arthropoda; Insecta; Lepidoptera; Pieridae
Source: the annotation of a GenBank genome assembly